This is a messenger RNA of Amorphotheca resinae ATCC 22711, 2908 nucleotides long. RefSeq lists its product as hypothetical. The transcript is spliced from 3 exons. Gene Ontology annotation, cellular component: small-subunit processome; Pwp2p-containing subcomplex of 90S preribosome. Bases 20 to 2719 code for a protein of 899 amino acids. Gene Ontology annotation, biological process: maturation of SSU-rRNA from tricistronic rRNA transcript (SSU-rRNA, 5.8S rRNA, LSU-rRNA); ribosomal small subunit assembly. The record is from RefSeq and is a predicted model, not a curated record. Lineage: Eukaryota; Fungi; Ascomycota; Leotiomycetes; Helotiales; Amorphothecaceae. Gene Ontology annotation, molecular function: protein binding.
UGCCAAUCCAACGGUGACAAUGAAGACGGAGUUCAAGUUCUCCAACCUUUUAGGGACGGUCUACAGUCAGGGGGACCUGCUUUUCAGCCCUGAUGGGACCUGUCUGUUCUCUCCAGUAGGAAAUCGAGUCACGGUUUUCGAUCUGGUGAACAAUAAGUCGCAUACUCUCCCUUUUGCGCAUCGAAAAAAUAUCACAAGACUUGCCCUUACACCGCGGGGUAACCUCCUCUUGUCGAUCGACGAAGAUGGCCGUGCGAUAUUGACCAAUGUUCCGCGAAGGAUCGCCCUUCACCAUUUUACCUUCAGAUCUCCUGUUUCGGCGCUUGCCUUCUCUCCUUCUGGGCGUCAUUUUGUUGUGGGAGUUGGCCGGCAUAUCGAAGUAUGGCAUACCCCUUCCACUCCAGAUCAAAACGUGGACGGGGAGUUAGAGUUCGCUCCUUUCGUACGGCAUCGAGUAUACACAGGCCAUUAUGACAUUGUUCAGAGACUUGAGUGGUCCAGCGAUUCACGCUUCUUUUUAAGUGCGGCCAAGGAUUUGACGGCUCGAAUAUGGAGUUUGGAUCCCGAGGAGGGAUUUGUACCAACAACACUGGCGGGGCACCGGGAAGGCGUUCUGGGAGCAUACUUCUCCAAAGAUCAGGAGACCAUAUACACGAUCAGUAAGGAUGGAGCUGUAUUCGAAUGGGCGUAUUUACCAGACCCAAAUGCGCCAGAGCCAACAGAAGACGAAGAGAUGCGAGAUAUUGACGAUGAUACCCACACAAGAUGGAGGAUUGCGGAGCGACACUACUUCAUGCAAAACAACGCAAAAGUAAAUUGUGUGGCUUAUCAUGCGGAGACCAAUUUACUAGUGGCAGGGUUUUCGAAUGGUGUUUUUGGCCUUUACGAGAUGCCAGAGUUUAAUAUGAUACAUACGCUCAGUAUCUCGCAAAACAACAUCGACUUUGUCACCAUCAACAAGACCGGCGAAUGGUUGGCAUUUGGCGCGUCAAAGCUGGGCCAACUUUUAGUUUGGGAGUGGCAGUCCGAGUCAUAUAUCUUGAAACAGCAAGGACAUUUUGACUCGAUGAAUGCCUUGGUCUACUCCCCUGAUGGUCAAAAGAUUAUUACAACUGCCGACGAUGGCAAGAUCAAGGUAUGGGACGUCAAGUCUGGCUUCUGUAUCGUGACCUUUACAGAGCACACGAGCGGAGUUACAGCUUGCGAGUUUGCCAAACAGGGCAAUGUGCUCUUCACCUCGAGUCUUGACGGUUCCAUUCGAGCCUGGGACUUGAUUAGAUACCGAAAUUUCCGGACCUUCACAGCACCAACACGCUUGUCAUUUUCCUGUUUAGCUGUUGAUCCCAGCGGUGAUGUGGUCUGCGCCGGUUCCAUUGACUCUUUUGAUAUUCACAUCUGGUCCGUCCAGACAGGUCAACUGCUUGACCGCCUAGCGGGUCAUGAAGGACCGGUUUCUUCACUAGCUUUUGCUCCUGAUGGUAGUGUUGUCGUCAGCGGGAGCUGGGAUCACACUGUUCGAAUAUGGACAGUCUUUGAUCGAACACAGACAAGUGAGCCUCUUCAGCUACAAGCAGAUGUCCUCGAUGUCGCCUUCCGACCCGACUCAAAGCAGCUGGCCGUGUCAACAUUAGAUGGUCAGCUGACUUUUUGGUCGGUCUCGGAAGCGCAGCAGCAAUCAGGAGUGGAUGGACGAAGAGAUGUUUCUGGUGGUCGCAAGAUUACUGAUCGGCGGACCGCCGCAAAUGCUGCCGGUACAAAGAGUUUCAGCACCAUCAGAUAUAGUGCAGAUGGUACUUGUGUACUCGCAGCCGGGAACAGCAAGUACAUCUGCUUGUACUCCGUCUCCUCGCUCGUUCUCUUGAAGAAAUUUACAGUCAGUGUCAAUCUGUCAUUAUCAGGAACGCAGGAAUUCCUUAACAGCAAGCUAUUGACCGAAGCGGGGCCAGAGGGUCUCAUUGACGACCAAGGCGAGGCAUCAGACUUGGAAGAUCGUCUCGAUAAAUCGCUUCCCGGGUCCAAACGUGGUGGCGAUCCUUCUGUUCGGAAACGCAUGCCAGAAGUUCGAGUGACGGGUGUGGCAUUCUCUCCUGCAGGAAGAUCAUUCUGUGCUGCAUCAACCGAAGGAUUACUGAUAUAUAGCUUGGACACUAUGCCGCUAUUCGAUCCCAUCGAUCUGGAUCUGACUGUGACUCCGGCAUCAACAUUACAUGUUUUAGAAAAAGAGAAGGAUUAUCUGAAGGCCCUGGUCAUGGCAUUCCGGCUCAACGAAGCGCCCUUGUUACGGAAGGUCUUCGAAGGCAUCCCGCAUAAUAGCAUCGGCCUAGUGGUUGAAGAAUUGCCUACGGUAUAUCUGCAACGGCUCCUCCGCUUCGUAGCCAUCCAAGCCGAAGAAUCACCUCACCUCGAAUUCUGCCUUUUAUGGAUCCAAGCGAUACUGGUGUCGCAUGGUCGAUGGGUUGGCGAAAACCGGGGUACGGUCGAAGCCGAAUUAAGGACGGUCAGUCGAGCAGUGGCCAAAAUCAAAGAUGAGUUGAGAAGACUGGCAGACGAGAACGUCUUUACGGUCGACUAUCUUCUAAGCCAGCCCCUUGCUAAGGAGGGCGCCACAAAUGGGACGACCGAUAUCCUGAAGAGCAUCACAAAUGGAGAAACCCACAUGGUAGACGUGGAUGAGGAAGAGGAUGAUGACGAUGAGGCGGAGUGGAUAGGUUUAGAUUAGGAAGAUACCAAUCGGAAAGGGUUCAAAAGCAUCUUCCCAUCUCUCGAUUCCAGAAAACUUUUGAGUGAAGGAUCUUGUGUCACCAAGUGCCUGACGCCCAUCCUAACCCGUCAGGAGGGGAAGUAGUUCCACAGUAACUCUCCCUACCUGGCGAGACGGCCACACUAUCUAUCAUCUGGCAUGUAGCAG